ACAUGGCAGACGUCAUCGAUUGUAACUUUCCUGUUUGGGGCCUGCUGCCUAAAAAAGAGACAGGUGUCACUCAGUUUCUUACCAAGUAUCCAGAAUACGAUGGACGAAAUGUUGUCAUUGCGAUCUUGGACUCGGGAGUGGAUCCCGGAGCCCCGGGUAUGCAGGUGACUUCAGAUGGAAAACCUAAAAUUAUUGAGAGAUUUGACUGUAGCGGAGCAGGGGAUGUAGAUACUAGCAAAGUUGUUCAAGCACCAGAUGGAUUUAUAACUGGCCUGACUGGUCGUAAAUUAAAGGUUCCAUCUAAUUGGAAUAACCCUAGUGGAGAAUAUCAUAUCGGUUUAAAGAAUCUGUAUUCAUUAUAUCCUACUAAACUAAAGGAAAGAGUAGUGGCAGAACGCAAGAAGCGUCUUUGGGAUGAAGGACAUAAAGCUGCACUUGCAGAAGCUUCCAGACAAUUACAGGAAUUUGAGAAUAAAAAUCCUCAAUUAUCAACUUUGGAGGAAAGACUGCAAAAAGAAGAAUAUGAAGCUCGAGUUGAAGUACUGAAUAUUAUUGAAAAAAAGUAUUGCGAUGUAGGACCUACUUACGAUUGCGUUGUUUUUCACGAUGGUAACAUUUGGAGAACAUGUAUUGAUACUUCUGAAGUGGGUAACUUGGAAUCUGGCGUUUUUCUUGGUGAAUAUUCUAUCACGAGAGAUUUUGCUCCUCUUACACAAGAAGAUCAGUUAAAUAUUAGUAUUAAUAUUCAUGAUGAAGGCAAUACAUUAGAAAUUGUCAGUUUAUGUUCGAGUCAUGGGACACAUGUUGCAUCGAUUGCAGCUGCAUAUUUUCCUGAUAAUCCAGAAUUGAAUGGAGUAGCACCAGGAGCCCAAAUUAUUUCGCUAACUGUCGGUGAUGGACGUAUUGGUACAAUGGAAACUGGAACCUCUGUUGUACGGGCAAUGAUUCAUAUAAUGCAACGUAAAGAGAAGAUUCAUGUUAUAAACAUGAGUUAUGGUGAACAUGCUCAUUGGUCAAAUACAGGUAGAAUAGGAGAAUUAAUGAAUGAAGUUAUCGAUGAAUAUGGUGUAACAUGGGUUGCAUCUGCUGGUAAUCUGGGUCCAGCUUUGUGUACUAUUGGAACUCCUCCAGACAUCAGUUCAAACAGUAUUAUUAGUGUUGGUGCUUAUGUAUCACCUGAUAUGAUGGUAGCUGAAUAUUCUUUAAGAGAAAAGAUGCCAGGCAUGCCAUAUACUUGGUCCUCCCGUGGUCCAAUGAUAGAUGGAGGUGCUGGUGUAACAGUAUGUGCACCAGGAGGUGCCAUUACCAGCGUUCCAAAUUUUACUCUUAGAAAAAGUCAACUUAUGAAUGGUACAAGUAUGGCAAGUCCACAUGUUACUGGAGCAGUUGCGGUUCUUAUAUCAGGUCUUCUUGCCAAGGGUUGUUUAUACUCUCCUUAUAGUAUAAAAAGGGCGCUUGAAAAUACUGCUCUUUAUGUACCCAAUUUAGAUCCAUUUGCACAAGGCUCAGGCCUAUUACAAGUCGAACGUGCAUUUGAUAAUCUCAUUUCAUGUUGUGAUGCACCCGAAAGAGAUGUACGCUUUGCUAUCAAUUGCGGCGUUAAUAAUUCUAAAGGCAUUCAUAUGAGAGCAGGUGUCAUUGAUCGUGCAAAGGAUUAUGCAAUUACAGUCGAACCAGUAUUUAUAAAUAGCGAAAAUAUAGAUCCAGCACGCAAAAUAGAUUUUAAUCUGAAGCUAACAUUGGUAUGUGAUGCUUCCUGGGUCCAAUUUCCGACACAUCUUGAUUUGAUGCAUAUGUCUCGUGCUUUUGCUAUUAGAGUUGAAGCUACUAAUUUACCAGAAGGUGUUCAUGCUACUAGUGUACGAGCGUAUGACGUAACUAAUAUCGCGAAAGGACCAAUAUUUCAAAUUCCGGUAACUGUUGUCCAACCAUUGACAAUAUCGAAGACUGCACUUCUUCCAGACUUAACAUACACAAAUGUAUUAUUUAAACCUAAUACAAUUCAGCGUCAUUUUAUUCUUGUUCCAGAAGAUGCUACUUGGGCAGUUCUUAGAUUAAAAAGCACAGAAAAGGAUAAGACUGGUAGAUUUGUGAUGCACGCUAUUCAAUUAAAACCUCGUUUAGCCUGUAAAACUCUUGAAGUUAACAGAAUAAUAAGUGUUACAUCUCAAUCGGAAACUGUUCAACCAUUUGCUGUUCAGGGUGGAUUAAUUUUGGAAGUAGUUAUUGCAAAAUAUUGGGCAAAUCUUGGCGAUAUGUUUGUUGAUUAUUGUAUAGAAUUUCAUGGAAUUCAUAUGAUUAACGGUAAUCUUACAAUGCUAUCUGGAGAUGGCAUAAAUCGUCUUGAAUUACGCAGCUCUCUUAGAAACGAAGAAGUUGUACCCAACAUUUCUCUGAAAACAUCUGUUCAAGUUUUAAAGCCUAAUGAAUCGAAAAUUGCUCCUUUACGAGCACGUGAUAUUAUUCCACCAUCACGACAAAUAUAUGAGUUACAACUAAUGUACACAUUCCACUCGGCAAAAUCAACUGAGAUCACACCAAAUGCUGCACUGCUCAGUGAUUUGUUGUAUGAAAGCGAGUAUGAAAGCCAAAUGUGGAUGAUUUACGACAGUAAUAAACAAUUGAUAAGUUGUGGAGAUGCAUAUCCAUCUAAAUAUACAAUUCAUAAAUUAGAAAAGGGAGACUACACUUUGAAAAUGCAUAUACGUCAUGAGAAAAAGGAUUUGUUGGAAAGAUUGACAGACAUGCCGUUACUAUUGAGUCAAAAGCUUAAUACACCAAUUAAUUUGGACAUUUAUGCCAAUCAAUCUCAAGCGAUUAUUGGUGGAAAAAAAAUGGUUGCUGCAUGUAUUCCACCUGGCCAUAUUCUUCCUCUGUAUAUUGCUCCACUGUCUAAUGAAAGCAACACUGAAAACAAAGUAUCCAAAUACGCUACCCCUGGUAGUUAUCUUCAAGGAACAUUGACUUUCUGUAAAGAUGAUAUUGGAAAGAAGGUGGAUAGUCAUGUAUUUAAAUACAUCAUAUCUGAUCCUAACAAGAAAAAUGUCAGCUCUACUACUAAAUCUGAGAAAGAGAAAACUACAAAGUGGGAUGAAUACCAGGAAGCAAUAAGAGAUUUAAAAUGCAAUUACCUUGCCAAAUUUGCACCAUCAAUAAAACCUGGUGAUCACACUAAUACGUUGUACGGAGAAUUGAAGGGUGCCUUCUCAGAUCAUUUACCUGUCCACACUGCCAUGUUAAUAUCGUUGGAUUCUUCGGAGGCACGGCGACAUGUACCACAGAAUGAUCUUUCAGAAAACGCUAUUGCGUUUGCCAAUCAAAUAAUAACAGUUGCUGACUCUGUGAUCACUAAUAUUGAUCAAGAUAAGUUAUUAGCAUAUUAUGGAUUGAAAAACGAUCAGCGUCCUGAUGCGGCUAAAAUAAAAGUUACUAUGGAUAAGCAAAAGAAUAGUUUGAUUGAAGGAUUAGUGAGAAAAGGCUGUGCAUUGGCGCGGUUGUAUGUACAUGGAACAAAAACUGGAGAGGGAGAUGGAUCUUUUGAACAUUUACUUGAAAGUGUUACACAUCAUUGGCAAGAAGUACAGAAAUUCGCUGAACCUACUGACAAUAAGGUCAUUAUUUUAUCUUUAUGGCAUGCACACAUCAAUAAUCAUUAUGGACGUUAUUUGAAAUUAUUAACACGCUAUUAUGAAGAAAAACCACUAAAAGAAAUUGAUGAAAAAUGCAUUGAAAUUGCAAAGCUUCUGGGAUGGGAACAUUGGUCACGUCUUCUUACUACAAGUAUACCAACACGUUAUCCAGCUACAUAUAGAUCAUUCUGAUCACUGAUUUAAUAAGUCCAAUGUGCGAAUAUAUGAUAUAGAAGAUUUAUGAAAACAAUUUCCAACACAUCUUUAUAAUAACAGUGACAAACACAGUGACAAAAGGACAAAACGUUUAUUUGAAACAGAAGUCAAGUGUAAUAUACAUUUAGAAAAAAAAAAGAAAAAAAUUAGUUUAUUCAUAAUAAACUAAUGAUUUAGAAGACUAACUACAGUGCUGAACUGACUUAAAAUAAAUCAUAUUCGUAUACACGCAUAUGAUUUGCU
Cyphomyrmex costatus is the source of this 4088-nucleotide messenger RNA. RefSeq names its product tripeptidyl-peptidase 2. Gene Ontology annotation, cellular component: cytosol. The transcript has 20 exons. The coding region runs from base 3 to 3821 and encodes 1272 amino acids. Gene Ontology annotation, molecular function: tripeptidyl-peptidase activity; serine-type endopeptidase activity. Gene Ontology annotation, biological process: proteolysis. The record is from RefSeq and is a predicted model, not a curated record. NCBI's taxonomy places the organism in Eukaryota, Metazoa, Arthropoda, Insecta, Hymenoptera, Formicidae.